Engraulis encrasicolus (European anchovy) is the source of this 6444-nucleotide messenger RNA. It is a transcript of the gene rbm14a, whose product is annotated as RNA binding motif protein 14a. The coding region runs from base 194 to 2107 and encodes 637 amino acids. The transcript has 6 exons. Gene Ontology annotation, cellular component: nucleus. The record is from RefSeq and is a predicted model, not a curated record. Lineage: Eukaryota; Metazoa; Chordata; Actinopteri; Clupeiformes; Engraulidae. Gene Ontology annotation, molecular function: mRNA binding; zinc ion binding.
UAAAGCAGCAAGCAACAUUCUCGUGUCGGUGGUGUAUGUACUUCGCCGCCUUGGGUAAGAUUAAAGGCUGCUAUAUAGUGUAUUUUCGAUGUUUCCCGAAUACAUUUACAUUGGGAACGACGUCCGAGAACGGGUGGUCGACUAAUGCAGUGUGGUUGACAAAUUCUACAUUGUGUGCUGUGCCUUAGAUGCCAUGGACAGGAACGGCGCGGCGAAACUCUUUGUGGGUAACCUUUCCUUGGACAUCUCCCAAGAGGACCUGAUGACAUUGUUUGCUCCUUAUGGCCAAGUUGUAGGAUGUAGUCUUCUGAGGCAGUUUGCCUUUGUGCACCUGCAGGGAGACACAGAACGCGCUAUACGCGAUUUGAACGGCCGAGAUUUCAAAGGUCGAAACCUAGUGGUGGAGGAGUCCCGCAUGAGACCCAUGAACUCAACCCGGGUGUUUGUGGGCAACCUGAGCGCCCAGUGCACAGCGGAAGACCUGCACGAACUCUUCCAGACCUUUGGCAGAGUGAUAGAAUGUGACAAAGUCAAAGCCAGGCUGUCGUCGUCUGCAGGCUACGCCUUUGUGCACAUGGAGCGCAAGGAGGACGCGCAGACCGCCAUCGAGGCCCUGAACGGCACCACCUUCAAGGGGCGGCCCCUCUCCGUGGAGCUCUCCAAGAUCCAGCCUAGCAAGCCCGUGACCGUGACCUGUACCAUCCCCUGCGUCACCUGUGGCAAGCUGGGCCACUACGCGGGCGACUGCCCGGCGGGGAAGGCCUCCAAGGAGCACCACCAGAGCCAGGCUGCGGUGCUGGCAGCAGCAGCCGCCGCUGCAGCGGGCCUCCCCCUACAGGUGCAGCAGAGCGUGCACAACUCCUUCUACAACACCACCAGCUUCGACCCGACCCUCACGGCCCUCAAGAACCUGACCACCCAGACCACGGACGGGCAGCCGGUGACGGCGGCGAUUUACGGCGCACUGGCUAGCCAGGUGUACGGCUCAGUGGCCAACCAGGUGCUGGUGGAGAACGAUGGCCCUGACGGCCAUUAUAAUGGUAGGAACGGCAGGAACCCGGCAGUGGGCCAGACUCCCGGCUCGGGGGCGGCGCACAACAACCCGGCCUACAGUGCCAACCCCGCCCUCAACAACGCCGCCAUGGGCCACCCGUCCGAUUCCCAGGCGCAGGCCAUCUUUGAGGCGGCCCGCGCACGCUUCUUCGAGCAGGGGCAGCAGGUGCUGGCGGAACAGCAGGCGUUGGGCGGUCGGCCCCCUGAGAGGGAGAGGGAGAGGGAUCGGAGCCGUAGUCCCGUGAGGCGGAACACUCCGCUCCUGCCCGACCCUGUUCCGAAGCCCUACGGCGGCGCCCCUCCCCAGCAGGCACAGAGGGGGGGAAUGGCGGCGGGUGGGCCAAGGAAGGCUCUGCUCCCCACACCACCAGGGGGGCCAGAGGAAGCGCCGUGUGUUGAUGAGGAUCCCAUUACUAGAUGCUAUGCUGAGUACUAUCAACAGUGCCAGCAGUACCAACAGUAUCAGCAGUACGCGAUGUACAACCAGUACCAGCAGUACGCAUACCAGCCGCCACCACCUCCACCCCCAGGCCCUCCGCCAGCCUCAGCCAUGCCCCCUGUGCAGCAGCACCAGCAGCAGCCCAUGCCCAUGCCCCCCCAGCACCACCACCAACAACAACAGCAGCAGCAGCAGCAGCAGCCGCCGCCGAUGCCCCAACACCAUCAGCACCACCAACAACAGCAGCAGCAGCAGCAGCAGCAAAUGCCCCAGUACCAUCAGCAGCAGCAGCAGCAGCAGCAGCAGAUGCCCCCCCAGUACCAUCAGCAGCAGCAGCAGCAGCCCCACCAGCCCCAGCCGCCCAUGAUGAACCCGAUGGAGGGCCCCCCGGCGCACUACAUGGCAGCUGGCGGUCCCCACGCCGCCACACCAAGCUUGUAUGAGCCGCCUCCACCACCACCACCACCACCCUCACACAAGGAGCCCCUCCUCCAACACCACCACCAACAUCAUCAACAACAACAACAACACCUUUAUCAGCACCCACAGCACCAACAACACCAACACCGCCCUGAAAACCCUUACAUGCACACUCCAGAACCCCCUUACCGAUAAGUCACACAUACAGUACAGUACAGCUGGGGGUGAGUGAGUGAGUGAGUGAGUGAGUGAGUGAGUGCAUGGGAAGGGAAUGGAAGUGCUGGAUGCGUGUCACUGGUCCCAUUAAAAAGAGCAGUAAUGUAUCGCUUAGGUUGUUGAAAUAUCGGUAAUGACAUCCUGAAAGUCUUUAGAGAGUCCUCAGCAAGCUAAAAUGUUGGCGUGUGGAUAAAAUACUCUUGAAGUGCUUUCUAUUCGGAGCGACAGGCACAUUCAGUCUCAUGGGUUCAGUUCAGUCUCUUAAGAGCUGAAUUUGGUGUAAAUGAUAACUUUUGAUUUGUAAUAUCCAGAAGCAACGGUCAGAAAUCUCCCUUAUGUGUGCCUUCUUAAAUAACUUGCGGUGACACGGUUGUCUUAGCCCUUUGUCACCUCCACAGCCAAACAAACGGAUGUCAAGGGUGGACUCAGGGGAACAACAAAGUUCCGCUGCCUCCUGUUUAAUGUGUUCUAGAGUUCUGAUUUUGUUCCUCAGUGUAGACCUUUUUUAAUUUCUCAGUUUGAGUACCAAGGUUGAUGUUACUUUUAUUUUAGCGUGAUCUCUUCUGACCUAAAGGACCUGCGUGCGUGCGUGCGUGCGUGUAUGUAUGUAUGUAGAAGUGAGUGGUGUGAAUGAAGUGAGAUUGCUGACGGGGAUUAUGUAGAAAUGGCAUCCACAACCCUCUCAUCUUUGUCUAUUACCAGGAUAGGACCACACAAUACUGCAUACUAUAUAUAAAUAUAUGUACAGCUCAGCUUGUUUCUUUUUCACCCUUUACCAGGUUUGGAUCUGGCUUCCAGGGCGAGAGGUAGUCCACACACACACACACACACAAACACACACACACACACGCACACCGGUACACAUCACAAGCGCAUACACGCUCAAAAAAAAUCUUACUGCCAUAUUCACUGAAGCGUCUGUGUCCUACACAUAAACCGUGACCUUAGCUUCAGCCUCAGUCCUAGCACAUUCCCUUCUAACGUGUGCACAGUCCUCCACAACAAACUUAACCAAAACCUUUAAUUUUUCUGUGGCCGUUUGUAAAGGUGGGGGGCAAGUGUCACUAGAGGGGAUUGUUUGGACACAUCUGAAGCCUUGUGGGGGUGCGGACAGUCUGACUUGGUCAGGCAUGAUCCGUGUACAUAAGCGUUUCCCCCGCUCUUAGCUGUCUUCUGCAACACGUAAAAUGGAAGGGGAUGUAGCGUCAGUGGUUAAAUGCUUAGAACAUAGCUGUCAAUGCGUUAUCGUUGGUGAGCAGAAUGAAAUGAAUUCCUAUUUGUUUUUGUUUAUUUUAUUUCGUUUUCUUUUUUUUUGCUUUGUGUUUCAUUUUCCUUAAACCCACACCCUGAUCAAUGUCUGAAAGGAGCAGGUUGUUUUGAAAUUCAUGAUUUUAUUUCCCAUGCCAUUCUUCCUGAGUUUGGAAGGCCUUGCCACUGUCAUUUAUGUCCUGUUUUCAUUUUCGCUUUCAAUUUGACCACUUUAAAUGUGCACAGUGUCAUCUCAGAUGCAUAUGAAUGCUUUUGUUGCCUCCCAAAUAUAUUCGAUAAUAUAAACCGUGUUCAGCCCAUCAAGGCAGACACUGUAAAUGUCAGGGAUUUGUGUUUUAGAAUAAACAAGGUGCUUACUCAAUUGGCAUGCAUGUUGAGCCAGCUCUGGCAUACUAUUAAAAUAAUUAAAACCUCUUACUUUACCAUAAAACAUCAAGAGCAAGGUUAUUGUUUCCAGAACUAUGCGCUACAGAUAGGUUGACGGCAAGUCUCUUUUAGAUGAACUUGUCCAGUGAGUGUAGGAUUUGUACCUACGGCAGGUUUCCGUCUUUUUAGAUGGGACCUCUGUCACUUCUCGUAGGAAAGAGAGACUGUCAAGUCAUACUUGGUCAAUCUCUCUUUUGGACCUCAUCAGACGGGAAUGGCACUUGUCCAUAUGAGAAACCCAUCAAACUGAAAAAUCUUAGAAGACUAUAAAGAAAGAUCCAAGACGUUUUAUGGAGGGUGUGGUUGGCUGUGACGAAUGACGGAGACGAGCCUUCUUUUUAAAUCCCCUUUCUUAGUGUUAAUAGAUAUGUGCGUCUGAUGAGUGUGAAAAAUGAUCUAAAAGAGUCACUUAUUGUCUCCGUACCCAUUAUUUGGUAGUGCAAACCUCUCGUUACGAUAAGUCAACAAAUUUGCAACUUAAGGUGCAUGGGUUAAUUAAACGAAUCCUAAAGAAGACAAAGGUCCACAAGUAUGGUUUGACAGCUCUACUAUAACAAAUAUUUCUCAAACCCAUAGCCAGUCAGUCGCAUAUGAGCAUUUUUUCCCUUGUAACGAUGCAUGAAACCUGUCAUUAAAUGCAGACACAUUACCAGAACACAUCGGGUAUGGAGUUUAAGUAGGGUGUCUUGCUUUUUGUCUUGGUUUGUCUGUGAUGAGGUCGGGGAAUAGGCGGUGACGUUACUUAUGCACACAGCACCAGGCCUACACACACGCGUGAAAGCUGUAUGUCGCUGGCUGUGUCUGUGAUGUCUUGAUUCUGUAGUGCAUGACUGUUACUCUUACUGCUCUUCCAGCCACAUUCUCCCUUUUCGCUAACUACAGCUCUAAAAUGGCUGCCGAGCACCAUGGACGCCCAUGUUGAAACUGACCGGGGGGAAGAAAAUUAGAGUCGCACUGUGGCGCGCGCACGGACGCACAUCUCCUCCCCACCCACCCAAAAGGUAAAGCCCGCAGCCCCCCCAAACCACGCCUGCACACUGACCACAUACCCUCUCCCCCCCUUAUUGAUCCCAAACUCCCUCCUGUUGGAAGGCUAUGCCUACUGAGGCAAGCCCGCUUUAUGUUUGCAGAGCUGUUCCACAGGGCUGGAGGGCCAAGACAAAACUGCCACAGAAACUUCCUUCCUCCCACCACACAAGGACCCCCUGAGAGGUGCGUAAGCCCGCCACACAUACAUCAAGCUAUGUAGUCGGCUGUGCCUCAAGAAAAACAAAAACAAAAUUACCACCACGCCCACCACCCUAGUGGGAUUGCUUACCAUGGCAACCUUGGAUGACUGUCAAGGUUCCGAUACCUAUUGGUGUCCAUUAGGCAUAUACUGUACACGCACAGUGUCUAAUCCUACCGUGACAUGAGCAAGGUUUUUAAGGCUUGCAACAAUAGCAAGCAACAAAACAAAUAUUGUUAAGCGAGAUCUCAUUUUAAAAUUUGUAUACAAGUUAUAAUCGAUCUAUCUUUUGUAAUUGGGCAUUUGUACCCAGGUGUAGUGUGAAUUACCUUCUACCGUAAGUGGCUGAAAUUGCAAGCACUUCAUGCAAGCACUGUUGUUGUUGUUGCUGUCUUGUUAGCUAAGACCGACCCUAAAGAACGGAAGACAAUGGAGAGCACAUAUAGAUGUGGAAAUGCAGGAAUUGUUGCAUUGGCAUUUGUUGUGUGGCAUUUGGUGUUUUCUGAAGUGUUUCAGUAAGGUGAGCGACCAGACGUGCACUCAAAAGUGAGACGCAGCAGCUGCCGCCGCUCUGUGACACUGAAACGGAGCGCACUGGCUCUAUGGACUCAAAGGGGUGGUCAGCAAAAACACGAGAAAAAAACAGGUAGGGCCUUGCACCGUCAGCCCACAAAACACCUCACCGCACCACACCGCACCAUACCACACCACACUUGUACCAUAGAUCAUUCCACCCUCUCUCAUUCCUUUGAACCUAAGCCAAACUUCAGAUUCCCAACCCUGUACCCACUUACAACAAGCCCAGGCCCCACUCCUCUAUGUCCCAAAGCAGUGUCCAACACAACGCAACACACGCCCAAACCUGACUCUUCAGGAGAUUGUAAGAUGCUGUGAUGAUCACAAUGCUUCAAGAAAAGUAAAUGAAUAUAAAUAAAAGUAAGUAAAUGGAUCCACUCAUAUCCGGUGUGCAGUACUAGCACCACAGCUCCCCUACCCGUCUCAUGACGGGGCAUCGUGAUAUGAAUGACAAAAAGUGAGUUGGUCCAAUGGACCCCAUUGAGAGGCUUCUUUUUAUUGCUUUCUCUUGUGUUCUGUUUGAGCUGUAGAGUUGGAUCAGUUCACAUUUUGUGUAUUAUUAAGAACACAUGAAUUUCACAUUUUUUUAAUUAUUGGAGAAAGGCUCAGUUGUGAAAAUUUGUACGGUUAAGAGCAAGAUGGCAACAUAUUCAAGCGUCCAGCUCACUUUCCCUAUCCCUUUCUCUUUUGAUGAACAUUUUUAUGUAAGGGUAUUUCAGUGUAUUUCUGGUGAAAUAGGCUCCUCUUAAGCUUUGGGUAGCCUUAACACUUUGUAAUAUUUGUUCUUUGUAAGACUCAAUAAACAAUACAGAAAGAA